AUGUCUUUGAUCGGUAUCCAGCGCAGGUGUAGAUUUUAUCUACUAGGCCUAGCAGGUUUAAACAGGUUUUCCAAGGGAUCAAGAGAGUACAUUCAAGCAGGUAUAGUUCACGUUGGGCCUAACAGAUCAUUCGAUAAACAGAUCGAUCCGCGUUUAGCAAAAUUAGAUCAAUCUUCAAGAGGACCACUGCAAACCCAAACAAUUCCAGUUAGUAUGUUACGUAAAGCUAAUCCAAACCUAAGCGUUUUGAAAUCUUCAGAAAAGCCAAUGGUACAUGAAAUUCCACCUCGUAUCAAAGAACCAUCGACAGCAGCAAGACCUUCACCAGUAGUUGCUAUUCCUUCUGAACCUCUUUUUGAAGAUAUUACUAUCGAUCCGCGUUUAGCAAGAUUAGAUCAAUCUUCAAGAGGACCUCCGCAAACUCAAACAAUUCCAGUUACCGUACCACCAAUUAGAAUUGCUACUGCUGACCCUAGGGUAUCUCCUACUACUUUUACUCUACCAGAUAACAACCUUUCUGUAGUAGAAGGAGUUGAGAGCUUUUACCGUGAUCUAAGAGUUAAUGGAUUUGGUAGAAAUCCAAGRGAUCCAAGAAAUCCUCGUAUGUCCAUUGAUCCAGUAAUCGCUAAACCUACUCCUCCUGUACCAGUAGAACCUUCUAUCUUAACAAGCAUGUCCUAUCAUAUAGUAGCAGAUUUUACAGUUCCACCACUACCUGUGGUUGUUACAAAUACGAAUAACGGUUUACCUUCUACCACCGCUCUUACCACAUCUACAAAUACUCCUACUUCCAAACUUAUGGUGGGAAUGUCGCCAGCAGGUAUUAUACCAAACAGUGCGUUGAAUAAAGAAAAG
Molecule: messenger RNA, 855 nt
Organism: Polistes dominula (European paper wasp)
Lineage: Eukaryota; Metazoa; Arthropoda; Insecta; Hymenoptera; Vespidae
Biological process (GO): mRNA 3'-end processing
Source: RefSeq, a predicted model, not a curated record